Messenger RNA from Monascus purpureus, 237 nucleotides. The record is from the annotation of a GenBank genome assembly. NCBI's taxonomy places the organism in Eukaryota, Fungi, Ascomycota, Eurotiomycetes, Eurotiales, Aspergillaceae.
AUGGUCGUCGCACAGAAGCUCUACCCUCGCUCGACAGUGCGGCGCAUCGUCAAAGUCCACUCGAACCGGAGCGUGAGCAAGAACGCGGAUAUCCUGAUAUUUCUGGACUACAUGCUGUUUAUGCAAGAAUUGAUGCGUGAAGCGAAUAUCCGAUCCCGAAAGGCCGGUGAAAAGAAUGUCUCUGGGAAUUCGGUACGGAAAGUCACUGAGAAAACUCUGCGAAAAUUUAAAGGAUGA